Periophthalmus magnuspinnatus is the source of this 2006-nucleotide messenger RNA. It is a transcript of the gene marcksb, whose product is annotated as myristoylated alanine-rich protein kinase C substrate b. Gene Ontology annotation, biological process: actin filament organization; central nervous system development. The transcript has 2 exons. Gene Ontology annotation, molecular function: calmodulin binding; actin filament binding. Lineage: Eukaryota; Metazoa; Chordata; Actinopteri; Gobiiformes; Gobiidae. Bases 352 to 993 code for a protein of 213 amino acids. Gene Ontology annotation, cellular component: plasma membrane; actin filament bundle; cytoplasm. The record is from RefSeq and is a predicted model, not a curated record.
CCCCCCGCCGCCGGCUUCGGGACUUGUGAUUGGCGGAUGGGGGCUGCGCGUGUCGUCAUAGCCCCAGUGCCCAUUCAUCAGUGGACUUGGGCGUUGUACUCCGCAUCUCAUUUGCGGCGGGGCCAAUUUCUCCAUUUACAAACUCCGCUCGGGAAAAAAUAGCAACAAUUCCCGUUUCUUUUGCGUCUUUAGCUUCGUUUUUGUGCGCGCACACACGUUCCUUGGCGGCUCCUCGCUGUUGGUGCUGGAUUCAGGCUCAGUGCGAAGACACAGCUGCAGAAUCCUCGGGUGGAAGCUUGCGCUCUUUGUUCAUUCAUUUGAUCGGUUGGCUUCCUUUGUUGGAGCAAAAGCAUGGGAGCACAGACCUCCAAAGGCGCAGCGAAGGACGAGGCUGCCGGCGCGGAAGGAGCCGUGGUCGCCGCCAAAGCCAACGGACAGGAGAAUGGACACGCCAAGACCAAUGGAGAUGCGUCCCCCACUGCACAGGAGGCCAAGGAUGUCCAGGCCAAUGGCAGCACUCCCACUGAGGAGGCCCCCAAAGAGGACGGGGAGAAGGCUGAGGCUGGCGCAGAGCCAGAGAAGGAGCCUGCUGCUACCAACGGAGACACCUCCAAACCAGAGGAGGGUGCUCCCUCCACCAGCGACGACAAGCAGAAGAAGAAACGUUUCUCCUUCAAGAAGCCCUCCUUCAAACUGAGCGGCUUCUCCUUCAAGAAGACCAAGAAGGAGUCUGAGGAGGCUGCGGAGGAGGGUGGAGCUGCAGCUGCGGAAGAGGGGGACAAGCCCGCUGAGGAUGCCCCAGCAGAGGAGACCAAACCUGCAGAGGCUGCUCCAGAAGAACCUGCUCCAGAGGCUAAAGCCGAGGAGGCCAAGCCCCAGGAAGAGGCCAAAACAGAGGACGCCCCAGCAGAGAAGAGCCCUGAGCCGGCCCCAGCUCCAGCCGAGGCAGAGACAGCAGCCAGCCCCGAAACCCCCGCCCCGGCCACAGAGUAACCCUACCCCCCCCCCCCCCCCCCCCAUCACCUGAAGGAAGGAGCAGAGCGCUGAUGGAGCGGAGCGCUGAAGGAAGGAAUGGAAGGACUUGUCUAAAACCAGGGACUUUUUUUGUUUGUUUUCGUUCCCUGCAAAGACAAACAUCUCCACUUUUAAAUGACUUGAACAUGUAUUUACCUGGAUUUGACCAGCUGAGAUUCAUUUACUGCAUCUAGACUUUUGGCUAGAUUUAUUUCUUAUUGAAAAGGCUAGAUAAUCUAUUGAUACAAGAACACUUUUUUACCUUGAUAUAAUGAACUAAAAUCUUAACCAAAUUCCAGAUCUAGUAAAAUAUCUUGUCAGAGCUCAAACCAAGAUAAAUACUGUGAGUUCAAGUCACUUAAACCUGUGCAAAUGUGCGUCUUUGCAGUUUUGGUGUUCGUUUACUGUUGUCUCAUCUUCAGAGUGACUGCCAGUGUGGAUGGGUGCUUGGGUGCUGCGCCCGCGGAUGCCCUGCUUGCGGGUGAAUGGGUGAGUGUGCUUGUGAACAUGUGAAUGGGUGUUUUUUCUACAUGAAACCAUGAUUGUGUGACACGUUGCUGAAUUUGACAUAUUUAAUCCAAGUAUUCGGUGCUGGCCAAUUGGAUGUAGCAACAGAAGCUGUGCAUGCAACGUCAAGGCACAUGUGAUAUUUAAAAGGGAACUACCCAAGAAAAAAACAUGUCUUAUAUGUUGUCUUUUUGCAGUGCACAGCCGUUUACAACCUGCGCUCCCUGGACAUGACAAUAUUGAACAAAAGUAGAGUUUAGUCCAAAAAAAUAUCCGUAGGUGCUCGUCGCGUUUCCGUUUAGAAUCCACCAUAGUAAGUACUGCACGCUGUAUAGACUUUGAUAUUACUGGUUUUAUGGCUGAGAUGUACCUAAAUGACUGAUGUUUUUAACAGAUGACCCAUUGUAAAUGACGUUUUCUUGUUUUUCACCAUUUGUAAGAUUGAAUAAAAUUGGGAGAUGUUUUAAGCAAACCCUGGAUCAAAA